AUGGCUAGUACUGCACAACACCAGCAAAAGACGGACUCCGAACUAUGGAACAUAAGAAGCCAGAUGGGUCAGAUACAAGCAAUACAGAAUCAGAUAAGUCAGAUAGCAAUAUCAAUCAACCGUCUUGAGUCUCAAGUGAAUGGAAGAUUGCCAUCCCAACAUGAACUGAACCUGAAGAAUGUAAGUGCAAUGACUUUAAGGAGUGGGAAGGAAAUUCAGGGGCCCGAACUCAUGACUCCAAAGAAUAAGGACGAAGAAAAAAUUGAGAAAGAACUUCAGGCAGAGAAUACAAGCACCAAAAAUUCAGUAGUACUCCCUGACCCGAUCAUAGACGUUAAAACUAAUCCCCCUCCAUUUCUUUGCAGGUUGGAGAAAUCGAAGAAGCAAGACAAGGAGAAAGAGAUCCUGGAGGUGUUCCGCAAGGUAGAGAUCAAUAUUCCCUUAUUAGAUGCCAUCAAACAAGUGCCAAAGUAUGCAAGGCUUUUGAGGGACUUAUGUGUCAACCGAAAGCAGCUGAGGGGAGACGAAAGGAUCAUUGUUGGGGAGAAUGUGAAUACCCUGCUGGAUUUAGGAACAUCGAUCAACGUAAUGCCUAAAUCUAUGUAUGCUUUUCUGAACCUUGGUCCAUUAAAAGAAACCGAGAUAAUAAUUCAAUUAGCUGACCGAACAAAUGCAUACCAUGAUGGGUUGGUAGAGGGUGUGCUGAUUAAAGUUAAUGAAUUGAUAUUCCCGGCUGACUUUUAUGUACUUGACAUGGAUGAUGAUCAUUCUCCUGACCCCUCACCUUUGCUACUAGGUAGACCCUUUUUUAGUACAACACAGACAAAAAUUGACGUUAAUAAGGGUACAUUGUCCAUAGAAUUUGAUGGAGAACUAGUCCACUUUAAUAUUUUUGAUACAAUGAAACAUUCUGUUAACUCUCACCCUGUGUUUGUUAUUCAUGCUAUUAAUCCCUCUGUGCAAGAAUUUUCUGAGUUUGCUUGUAGGGACAAAUUCAAAUUUACUGAGAACAAGUAUAAGGGGAUGAAUACACUGUAUGAGGUGAAAAGGAGUAGGAAAUUAAGAAAGAAAGCUGCACUCAAAGGCUAUUUGGAUCCUGGAUGA
Coffea arabica (coffee) is the source of this 1104-nucleotide messenger RNA. The record is from RefSeq and is a predicted model, not a curated record. Lineage: Eukaryota; Viridiplantae; Streptophyta; Magnoliopsida; Gentianales; Rubiaceae.